AGCCGCAUCUGGCUGUCACCAGUACUGCUGCUGCGGUUCCACGGCAUGCCCGUACACACACCGGGACUAACGGAGCGGAUUUUAACCACAAGGGUACUAUGUCCGAGGUGCGAAAAUUCACCAAGAGGCUGAGCAAACCCGGUACGGCUGCGGAAGUCAGGCAAAGCGUGUCGGAGGCUGUGAGGACCUCGGUGGUUGUGGAGCAGCCAAAGAUAAUUGAGCCAUUGGACUAUGAGGCCGUGGUGUUUCAGAGAAAGGCCCAGAUCCACAGUGACCCCCAUCGAGACCUGCUGCUCUGCCCUGUCGAUGAUGUCUCGGAGUCCCAGCUCUCCCGGCAGAGGAGGACUGUGGUUCCCUCGGUGCCCCAGAAUGCUGAGCGGGAAGCCAGAAGUCUGUUUGCCAAAGAGUGCAUCAAGAUGUACAACACCGACUGGCACGUAAUCAGCUACAAAUAUGAGGCUUACUCGGGUGAUUUCCGAAUGCUGCCAAGCAAGGGCCUGAAGACAGACAAGCUGCCGACUCACGUGUUUGAAAUCGAUGAAGAUGCCAAAGACGAGGACUCAUCGUCGCUGUGCUCCCAGAGGGGAGGCAUCAUGAAGCAGGGCUGGCUACAGAAAGCCAACAUCAACAGCAGCCUGUCUGUCUCCAUGAGGGUGUUCAAAAGGAGGUACUUCUACCUGUCCCAGCUGCCUGAUGGCUCCUAUAUCCUCAAUUCCUACAAGGAUGAGAAGAACUGCAAAGAAACUAAAGGAUCCAUCUACCUGGACUCAUGCAUAGACGUCAUUCAGUGCCCAAAGAUGCGGCGGAACUGCUUCGAACUGAAGAUGCAGGAGCGCUACAGCCACUUCCUGGCAGCAGACAGCGAAGCAGAGAUGGAGGAGUGGGUGGUCACGCUGAAACAGGCUCUGCAGAGCAGCAUCGAGGCUGGGCAGGACAGGAGGAAUGGUGGGGACUCACUGGACUGUGUCCUGGAUGACGACACCAGCAGCCAGGGUAAAGGGGACAGUCUGAUGGAGAGUUUGGGGAGGAGCUUACACCCUGAACUUUUGAAGUACGCCAGGGAAACAGACCAGCUCAAUAAAAUCAACAGGAAUGAAGGCAGACAAAAGCUUUUCUCUCUGGAUCCUGAGACACAGAGGCUGGACUUCUCAGGCAUCGAGCCAGACGUCAAGCCGUUUGAGGAGCGAUUCGGCCGUCGCGUUGUGGUCAGCUGCCACGACCUGACCUUCAGUCUUCAGGGCUGCGUCACUGAGAAGGGAGACGGCGUCCUCACCAAUGUGGAGCCGUUCUUCAUCAGCCUAGCUCUCUUUGAUGUUUCCAAGAGCUGCAAGAUUUCGGCCGACUUCCACGUGGACCUCAACCCGCCCUGCGUGAGGGAGAUGCUGACCGACGCCUCCGGCCAGCUCUCCCCUUCCUCAGACUCGGAGGGAGGUGGUGGAGGAGGACUUGUGGAGGGAGGCGGGGGAGGCGGAGUCGUGGUGAAUGGAGACACGGGGAAAGGGAACAGCCUGCCUGUUCUCCAGAGGGUGUCGGAGUCUCUGCUGCGCUUCCCGACUCAGGGGAUCUUUUCAGUAACCAAUCCCCAUGCUGACAUCUUCCUGGUGGCCCGUGUGGAGAAGGUUUUACAAAAUGGCAUCACACACUGUGCUGAGCCGUACAUCAAGACCUCUGACAUCAACAAGACUGCUCAGAAGGUGCUCAAAGCUGCCAAGCAGACAUGCCAGCGCCUAGGCCAGUACAGGAUGCCAUUUGCCUGGGCUGCCAAGCAGGUGUUUAAAGAUGCACAGGGCAGCCUGGACAUGGAUGGGAAGUUUUCUCCUUUGUACCGCCAGGACAGCAGCAAAAUCUCCACUGAUGACCUCAUCAAACUACUGGCUGACAUCAGGAAGCCUGAGAAGAGCAAACUUCAGAUCAUUCCUGGACAACUUAAUGUCACCAUCGAGUGUGUCCCACCUGACUUCUCCAACACAGUGACCUCCUCCUACAUUCCCGUCAAGCCCUUUGAGGAGGAGUGUGAGAGGGUGUCAGUGGAGAUGGAGGAGUUCCUCUCUGAGGAGGCCAAGUACAGCUACCCCUUCACCACCUACAAGAACCACCUCUACAUCUACCCCCUGCUGCUCAAAUAUGACAACCAGAAGACCUUUGCCAAGGCUAGAAACAUUGCGGUCUGCAUCCAGUUCCGAGAUUCAGAUGAAGAGGGUGCUGGCCCUUUAAAGUGCAUCUAUGGCAAGCCAGGAGAGUCACUCUUCACCAGCAGCAUGUAUGCAGCCGUCCUGCACCACAACCAAAGCCCAGAGUUCUACGACGAGAUAAAGAUUGAGCUUCCGGUCCAUGUGCACGAGAAACACCACAUCCUCUUCACCUUUUACCACAUCAGCUGUGAGUUCAGCAGCAAGACUAGUACCAAGAAGAGAGAGGGAGUAGAAUCUUUGGUGGGCUACUCCUGGAUGCCCCUGUUGAAGGAUGGCAGGAUGCAGUCUACAGAGCUCCAGCUCCCUAUUGCUGCCACACUGCCUCCUGGAUACCUGUGGGACAAGAGUCAGGACUCCAAGAAGCAGUCCCAACCAGAUGUAAAGUGGGUGGAAAAUGCCAAGCUGCUGUUCAAAGUCAGGAGCCAUGUAGCAUCGACAGUAUACACUCAGGACCUGCAUCUACACAAGUUCUUCCAGCACUGCCAGCUGAUGAGGACGACCUCAGAGGGCAACCCAGCAGAACUCAUCAAAUAUCUGAAGUGCCUGCACGCCAUGGAGACUCAGGUUAUCAUCAACUUUCUGCCUACUGUGCUGAUGCAGCUGUUUGACGUGCUCACAACGGCAACCAAAGAAGCCCAUGAGAUUGCAGUCAACUCUCUCCGUGUGAUCAUACACAUCGUCGCCAGAUGUCACGAGGAAGGACAAGAACACUACCUGCGCUCUUUCCUUAAGUAUGUGUUUGUGACCAGCAACCCUACGUCAGGGAACUCAGCGACCACUCAUGAGGUCAUGGCCACUGCAGUCACAGCCAUCCUCAAGCAGACCGCUGACUUCAACACCAGCAACAAACUGCUCAAGUAUUCCUGGUUCUUCUUUGAAACCAUGGCCAAGUCCAUGGCCCAGUACCUGCAGGAGGGAAACCGGUUUAAGAUGCCACGAGCCCAGCGUUUCCCAGACAGUUUCCACCAGGCGCUGCAGUCUCUGCUGCUGUCCAUCAUACCCCACAUCACCAUCCGCCAUGUGGAAAUCCCUGAGGAAGCACGCUGCAUCAACCUGAGCCUGGCAACCUUCAUCAAGAGGUGCCUGACCUUCAUGAACAGGGGCUUUGCCUUCAGCCUGGUCAACGACUAUAUGUGUGGCUUCAGCCUCAAAGAUCCCAAGGUGCUGACUGAAAUGAAGUUUGAUUUCCUGAUGACGGUGUGCAACCAUGAGCACUUUAUCCCCCUCAACCUGCCCAUGGCGUUUGGGCGCACCAAACUUCAGAGGGUACAAGAUUUAAUUUCAUACGCGUCGGAGUUCUUUGGCGCAGUAGAGCAGAGCCUAGAGUUCAGCCUAACAGAGGACUACUGCCGCAACCACUUCCUGGUGGGUCUGCUGUUGAGGGAAGUGGCCGAGGCCUUGCAGCAGGGGCCGGAGGUCCGACAGCUUGCGGUGGCUGUGCUCAAGAACCUGCUCAUUAAACACGCCAUGGACGACCGCUACACAGCCUACAAGAACCAGCAGGCCAGGAUCUGUCUGCUUUACCUUCCUCUUCUGGAGCUGCUCUAUCAGAACCUGAAGCAGCUGUCUGCCCAGCCGCACACUUCCAGCCCUGGUCUCGGCCUCACUGGCUCCAGAGAUGACCUGAUAUCAACCAGCUCCACAGACAGCAGGAGAAUUAGUACUGCCAUCGACAAAGACCACAGUCUAAUAGCCCAGAACGGCCAUGUUGUGAGGAGAGAAGACUCCAGGGGCUCUCUGUUCAUGGACCCAGGAACUCCUGACAGCACAGAGCUGCAGAGACGUGGCUCCACCAUGAGCAGCAGCCCCCUGCCUCCCAUUGGCAGACUGGGGCAGUAUGAGAUCAAGGGCCUGCUGCUCUGCUUCUUGCAUAUUAUCAGGACCUUAUCGGAGGAUACCCUGUUGGCUUACUGGAACAAGGUCAAUCCUCAAGACAUCAUGAACUUCCUCAGUCUGCUGGAAAUCUGCCUGGUCCAGUUCCGCUACAUCGGAAAGAGGAACAUUGGCCGGAGUCAGGAUGUGUGUGUAUCGAAGCUGUUCUCCUCGGACCGGAAGUCUCAGACCAUGCCGGCUAUGCGCUGCAACCGAGCCAGUCUCAUGCAGACUAAGAUACACCAGUUCAGCACCAUGGAAACCUCCCUCACUCUCAAUAUAGGAAUGGGGCCAUCAGAGGCAGAGAUCCACCAUCAGGCUCUGCUGGAGGGUAACAUUUCCACUGAAACUUGCCUCAGUGUGCUGGAUGUCCUCUCUUUCUUUACUCAGUGUUUCAAGACCCAGCUGCUGGACAGCGAUGGUCACAACCCCUUGAUGAAGAAAGUGUUCGAUGUCUACCUGACCUUCCUCAAAGUCAACCAAUCAGAAGCUGCCCUCAGACAUAUCUUUGCCGCCCUCAGGGCUUUCAUCAACAAGUUCCCAUCGGUGCUGUUUAAGGGCCGUGUGACGCUGUGCGAGGCCCUGUGCUACGAGGUGCUCAAGUGCUGCGUCUCCAAGCUGGGGUCGCUGAGGGCCGAGGCCUCAGCCCUGCUCUAUCUGCUGAUGCGAAACAACUACGAGUACACCAAGAGGAAGACCUUUCUUCGCACACACCUGCAGAUCAUCAUCGCAGUAAGCCAGCUGAUUUCCGAUGUAGCGCUGACUGGCAGUUCACGCUUCCAGGAAUCUCUCUCCAUCAUCAACAACUUUGCCAACAGUGACAAGGCCAUGAAGUCCACAGCGUUCCCCUCAGAAGUGAAGGGCCUCACUAAGCGGAUCCGUACGGUGCUCAUGGCCACGGCCCAGAUGAGGGAACACGAGAAAGAUCCGGAGAUGCUGCUGGACCUCCAGUACAGCCUGGCCCGGUCCUAUGCUAGCACUCCCGAGCUGAGACGUACCUGGCUGGACAGCAUGGCCCGAGCUCACCUCAAGAACGGAGACCUGUCUGAGGCGGCCAUGUGUUACGUCCACAUAGCUGCCCUGGUCGCAGAAUACCUGCACAGGAAAAAGCUGUUCCCCAGUGGGCUUGCAGCUUUUAAGAAGAUUACAUUCAACAUUGAUGAGGAAGCAGCAAUGAAAGAAGACACUGGCAUGCAAGAUGUCUAUUACACUGAGGAAGUCUUGGUUGAACACCUUGAAGUGUGUGUGGAGGCAUUAUGGAAAGCUGAGCGCUAUGAGCUCAUCACGCAUAUCGCCAAACUCAUCAUUCCCAUCUAUGAGAAACGCCAUGAGUUUGAGAAACUGAGCCGUCUAUAUGAUACCCUGCACAGGGCGUACAAUAAGAUCAUGGAAGUGAUGCAGUCGGGCCGCAGGCUGCUUGGGACCUACUUCCGGGUGGCCUUCUAUGGACAGGGUUUCUUCGAGGAGGAGGAUGGGAAGGAAUACAUUUACAAGGAGCCCAAGCUCACGGGCCUGUCUGAAAUCUCUCAGCGGCUGCUCACUCUCUACGGAGAAAAAUUCGGGGCAGAAAACGUCAGGAUAAUUCAGGACUCCAACAAGGUCAACCCCAAAGAUCUGGACCCCAAGUUUGCCUAUGUCCAGGUGACCUUUGUCAAGCCAUACUUUGAGGAAAAGGAAGCACCAGAGAAGAAGACGGACUUUGAGAAGUGCCACAACAUCAGCCGCUUUGUGUUCGAGACACCAUACACACUGACGGGCAAAAAGCACGGCGGGGUGGAGGAGCAGUGCAAGAGGAGGACCGUGCUAACAACCUCCAACACCUUCCCCUAUGUGAAAAAGCGUGUGGAGGUGGUGGGGGAGAAGCAGGUGGAGCUGAAGCCGGUGGACGUGGCUAUAGACGAGAUGCGGGCACGCACGGCUGAGCUCACUAAGCUCUGCUCCAGCCAGGAGGUGGACAUGAUCCAGCUGCAGCUCAAACUGCAAGGCUGUGUCUCUGUGCAGGUGAAUGCAGGUCCCAUGGCCUAUGCCAGGGCAUUCUUGGUUGACAGUAAAUCCAACCAGUCUGGCAACAAGAAAGCUAAAGACCUGAAGGAGAUUUUCAGGCGUUUUGUCCAGGCAUGCAGCAUGGCUCUGGACAUCAAUGAGCGUCUGAUCAAGGAGGACCAGUUUGAGUACCAUGAGGGCCUGAAGGCCAACUUCAAAGACAUGGUCAAGGAGCUGUCGGACAUUAUCCAUGAACAGAUCUAUCAGGAGGAUAUGAUGCGUUCGCUUCUACAAAACUCCCUUCACGUGUUUCGUGCCAUCAGCGGGACGUCCACCGACCUGGGCUGACCUCCGUCCUGCCCGUCUCCUUCCCUCCAGCUGUCCCGCCCGCUGCUAAUGCCCCCUCCUAUCACCUCAGAGAAGCUAAAGUGAAGCUGCUGCGUCGGUGCCAGCUAGAGGCCUGCAGACUUCCAGAUAUGGAUGACUGAAUAAAAGUGAAGCACUUCCCUGUCCUGCAUCACCCCUAGCCAAGCUUUGCCAAAAUACCGUGAAGAUGCCGCUCAGGCGUACUUUCCCUCCCUCCUUGCAGGGAUGUAGUUGCUUUGGGACAGAGGAUCACACUGCAGUGUUUGGGUAUCAAUAAUAAUCAAACCACAGCAGCAGUGUUUGUUAAGAAUGUAUCGCAGCAAGAGCGACUGUCUGUCAGCAUGUUAGGUUGAAUGCUGAGCCAUUUUAGGUUGCAUUGCACUUUGUAUUCUGCCUUGGUGACAAACAGGAAUGACUUGUUCUUCAGAGGGAGAUCUUAAAGCUGUCUCUCUCUUUUUUUUUUUUUUUAAACACUCGACUGUUUUAAUGAAAAGAAAAAAAAAAAACUAUGCAGGCCACCUUUUUCCACUCCAGACAUUAUCCAGAAGUAGUUCAGUCUCAUGUCAACAUCAAGAACUCAAAGUAGCAUCUUCCUAUUGUCUUUGUGUGUGUGUUGUGCUAGGCUAACAAGUGGAGCAGCACACCAGUGUGUAGCCAGGACUGAUGACACAAGCCACAGCUAUGAUCCUCCCAGACUGAGGGAUUUUUCUUAAGCCAAAUGAGCUGGGGUAGCAGACUAAGAAGGAUGAAUGCAAAAAUCCCACUUGUUGAUUUAAAACCAUGAUAAAAGUGAUCAUUUUUAAAGUCAUAAGACAACUUUUGAUGUCAUCAGGAUUUACAGACCAGAUUGGCAGUGGUGUACUUCAGUUGAAAUGCCACAACUAUCAGUGUUAACAUUGGCCUAUAGGAAUGUGUUUGAGCAAAUCAAGUGCUUGAAAUGAUUAUGAUAAGAUACUUUAUCAGAGCCUCAAAACAAUCAUUGUAUUGACAUGCUGUAUGGGCUCUUUUUAUACGUUUAGGCCUUUAAAAUUAGUACAAGGUGAGAUUUUGGGUCGGAUAAACUGCGACCACAUUUGCUUUCCAAAGUAAUUGAAGAGCUCCUCUCUUCUGGGAUAAGAUCCAGUGCCUUUGUGCUCUGCCUUGGGAAAAGGCUCCUGUAUUUCAAGUAAUAAGAACUUCACCAACUUGCUGGUAUUUUUCCCCCACAGCAUUUCACAAGUGCUACACUGAAAUUAGCAGAUAGAUUAAUAAUAUUAUGUAGAUGUACAUAAUUUAUUGUCACACUGUAAAUGAAACCCUGUAUCUGUGUAUGUUUGUAUGUAUGUAUGUAUGUAUGUAUAUUUGUAACAUUUUUGGACCAGAGUCUGGUCCAAAACCUGGCUCAUAAGCAGAGAGAAAUUAUCCUUGCAAUGAGGUAUCUUGGUUGUUGUGUUUGCAUUUUAUUUUGUAUCGCAUUGUAUACUGAAGUGCAGCUGCCUGUCAAACAUACUUUGUAAAGCCAUUUUCUUUUUCUAUUAAAAAGUUGUUUUGCAACACA
This is a messenger RNA of Myripristis murdjan (pinecone soldierfish), 7950 nucleotides long. It is a transcript of the gene dock11, whose product is annotated as dedicator of cytokinesis 11. NCBI's taxonomy places the organism in Eukaryota, Metazoa, Chordata, Actinopteri, Holocentriformes, Holocentridae. The record is from RefSeq and is a predicted model, not a curated record. Gene Ontology annotation, biological process: positive regulation of GTPase activity; small GTPase-mediated signal transduction; positive regulation of filopodium assembly. Gene Ontology annotation, molecular function: guanyl-nucleotide exchange factor activity. The transcript is spliced from 54 exons. The coding region runs from base 99 to 6395 and encodes 2098 amino acids.